AUGAAACUCGAAUUCGCCGUCGCUGCCUUGUCACUCUUGACAAGCGCCUCGGCCGCCGCCAUCGCUGCUGAACCACUCGGGAGCCCACAGGUUGAUGUCAACCAGCAUGACCUGUACAAGCGCAAGGGUGGCGGCGGCGGCGGCGGUCGCGGUGGCAGCUCCGGCGGCAGCAGUGGUGGAAGCUCAGGCGGCUCCAGCUCAGGUUCGUCCGGCUUCUCCAGCAAUCGCAACCGUGGUGGCUUCGGUUCCUCGGGCUCUUCUAGUUUUUUUAGAGAGUUUCAUUUUUGGAGUUCCUUAGUAGAGGACAUCCUUGACUCACUUAACUCUCCAGGUAAUCGCGGCUCCGGCUCCAGUGGCUCCGGCUCCAGCUCCGGCUCAGGUUCGUCCAGCUCCUCUGGUAACCGUGGUGGCUCCGGCUCCUCCGGCUCCUCCGGCUCCGGCUCAACCAGUUCUUCAUCUUCUGGGAAUCGUGGCUCAUCAAGCUCUCCAGGUACCCGCGGCUCUCCUUCCAACACAGGAGCCGGUGUCACCACUGGUGGUACCACAAAGUCUGGCAGCGGCCCCCAGCCCGCCUACGGUGGCGGCCAGUACUAUGGCGGCGGCUCUCGCGUUCCCUACCGCGCCGGCAACACCAGGAACGGAAUCGUCCCUGGCCUCCUCAUCGGUUCUGCUCUCGCCUUCUGGCCCGGUCUCUGGCUAAGCAGCGCCUACAUGUACAACUACCACAACCCCUACCGCUUCCACAAUGAAUCCAACAACAACAAGGAGGAGGAGUUGCCCGUCAUCUGCGGCUGCGCCGAGGGCGCCGAAUGCGGCUGCGACGACAGCGGCAACACCACAGCUCAUCUCAACGACCUUGUCGGCAACGGAAGCUACGAUGGCCUAAACAAGAGCGUAGUCACCGUCGGAACCAAGGACGGUCAGAAGGUCCUCCUCGUCAACGGCACCUUGCCCAGCGGCACCACCGCCAAGGGCGACGCAGACAUGGAUGCCGACGGCAACUCCACCUCUGCGGCCGCCAAGACAGCUCUCGAAACUCUGGGACUCUGGCCAGUUGUCGCCACUGUCGCUGCCAUCGUCUUUGCUGCGUAA
Messenger RNA from Cordyceps militaris CM01, 1092 nucleotides. RefSeq lists its product as uncharacterized. The record is from RefSeq and is a predicted model, not a curated record. Lineage: Eukaryota; Fungi; Ascomycota; Sordariomycetes; Hypocreales; Cordycipitaceae. The transcript has a single exon. The coding region runs from base 1 to 1092 and encodes 363 amino acids.